GUGGGUUAUUUUUGCUCUGUCUAGCCUAUUUAUCGUUUUUGAGUCGGUGAAAUUACUCAUCUUCGGAUUGAAUCAGGGCUGAGAUCUUGCCCAUAUCUCCUCGGGUGCACGUAACACCGAUUCAGGACAGGAAUCCUGCUUAAUCUCGUGUUUUCCAACCAGCCAGACAAUGCCGUGAGUGCAUCGGUUUCUUGAAGCGGUUUUGGGAACCUUGUGUGACCAUAAAAUGAAAGGCAAAGAGAAUUUGGAAAAAUUACAGGAGCUCUUUGCAGCGGCCAGCAGAGAUUAUUACCAAACGGGGGAAUGCAGGAGCAAAGUCCCAGCAACCAGACAUCCAUAGCUAUGAUGCAAGAGCCCCAAGAGAUGGUAGAGGAGACUGUGACCGUAGAAGAAGAUCCUGGUACCCCCACAUCUCACGUUUCUAUUGUGACUUCAGAAGACGGGACCACAAGGAGGACUGAGACGAAGGUAACAAAAAUGGUCAAAACCGUCACAACUAGAACGGUGCGCCAAGUCCCUCUUGGACCAGAUGGCCUCCCUGUGAUGGAUGGAUCAUCUCCUAUGGGUAGUUACACUGACUCCAUAGACAGAAGGCACAUGAAGAACGGAGAGCGAUACAUCACACCACAGGCAUCGUCCACCUUGACCCGAGCUUAUAACAGCUACAGCGAUUCCUAUCCCGAUGGUCAUGAUGGCCAGUAUCGUUCAUUCGUGAGCCACAACGGUUAUGGCGACCUCCCCGACAGCUAUGGAAGCUUAUCCCGGAGCGUCAAUUACCGCCCACAUUAUGCCUACGUUCCUGGGAACAAUUACCGGCCAGAGGACGGCAGCUUCACUUUGCCAAGCAGGAGGGAUAACUACGGGCCUCUUCCACAACCCCAGGCGCCAACUGGGAGCAAUGCAGACUUGAAUCGCUCCCAGCCGGAACGGUUCCAACCAGAACCGUACGGGCUUGAGGAUGAUAACCGCAGCCUCGGGGUUGACGAUGAAGGAUACGAACUAGACCCAGAGUACUCGACAGUGAAUCGGAGGACGUCAGCCGGGAUCCCUGAGAGAGGGAAACCUCACAAGGGAAGGAGCUACGAGGAUCCAAUCGAGAGCGAAAUUGUCAACGAGAGGAUCCCGUACUUGCAUGGCAGCUAUGCGGCACCUUUAGCGCAACCGGAAAGGGGCAGCAUGGCCAGCAUCGACCGCCUGGGCAAGCGCUCCCCUUCCAUCGACAGCAUCCGCAAAGACCCCCGGUGGCGCGACCCGGAUCUUCCGGAAGUCAUCGCCAUGCUCAGCCACCCCAUCGAUCCCGUUAAGUCGAACGCAGCAGCCUACCUCCAGCAUCUCUGCUACGAGAACGAUAAGAUCAAGAAAGACGUGAGACAUCUCAAGGGCAUUCCCAUCCUGGUGGGUCUCCUUGACCACCCAAAGCCUGAGGUGCACCGCAAAGCGUGUGGGGCCCUCCGGAACAUAUCCUACGGGAAGGAUAAUGAGAACAAAGUGGCGAUCAAGAACUGUGACGGGAUCCCGGCUUUGAUCAGGUUGUUGCGCAAGACGAGUGAUAUGGAAGUACGGGAACUCAUUACAGGCACCCUUUGGAAUCUGUCAUCUUAUGAGCCCCUCAAAAUGGUGAUCAUUAACCAUGGUCUUCAGACGUUGACCAAUGAAGUGAUCAUCCCUCAUUCGGGGUGGGAGAAUGAGCCGAACGAAGAUUCAAAGCCUCGAGAUGCAGAAUGGACCAUAGUCUUCAAGAACACGUCAGGGUGUCUGAGGAAUGUAAGUUCGGAUGGCGCUGAAGCACGCCGAAGACUCCGGGAAUGUGAAGGCUUAGUGGAUGCUCUUCUUCAUGCUCUGCAGUCUGCAGUGGGCAAAAAAGAUACGGAUAACAAGUCGGUAGAGAACUGCGUCUGCAUCAUGAGGAACCUCUCCUACCACGUCCACAAAGAAAUUCCAGGAGCCGACAAGUACCGAGAACUAGAAAAUAGCCAACUGGGAAGUCUGGGAGGUUCUCAGAAGAAGAAGAAAGAUGACGCCGGCUGCUUUGGUGGAAAAAAGGCCAAAGGAAAGAAGAAUGGAGAUGUGGACCGGAACUUUGAUACACUGGACUUACCUAAGCGAUCUGAGUCAGCAAAAGGCUUUGAAUUGCUCUACCAGCCAGAAGUCGUGCGGCUGUACCUCUCGAUUCUCACCGAAAGUCAGAAUUUCAAUACUUUGGAAGCAGCAGCGGGUGCUUUGCAGAACCUCAGUGCAGGAAACUGGACAUGGUCUACAUACAUCCGGGCAACGGUGCGAAAGGAACGAGGGCUCCCGGUCCUGGUGGAACUCCUCCAAUCAGAUUCAGACAAGGUGGUAAGGGCAGUAUCCAUUGCCCUGCGAAAUCUCUCCAUGGACCGCCGCAACAAGGAUCUCAUAGGUAGCUACGCCAUGGGGGAAUUGGUAAGAAAUUUGCCUAGCCGGCAGCAGAGAUCAUCAAAAAACCUAGAAGAGGACACGGUUGUUGCCGUCCUGAAUACAAUCCAUGAAAUUAUUACUGACAGUUCUGAAAAUGCCAGGUCCCUGAUCCAGACGCAAGGCAUUCAGAAGCUGGUUGCUAUCAGCAAAUCAAGCCAGUCCUCCAGAGAAAUGAAAGCAGCCUCUCACGUUCUUCAAAUGACCUGGAGUUAUAAAGAGUUACGGAGUGUUUUGCAGAAGGAAGGCUGGAAUAAAUCUCAUUUCCAGUCUGCUUCGGCGACUGCUAAGGGAUCUAAAGGUAUCUCUUGUAAAUCUGGAUAUGAUGACAGCACUUUGCCUCUUGUGGAUAAAAGUCAAGAUAAUGAGAAGACCGGAAGCCGGGACAUGAUUCCGAUGGAUGAACUUGGGCCAGAUGGCUAUUCCACCAUCGAUCACCGGGACAAGGAGCGGAAAUACAAAGCCAGUGACAACAUGGGAGAUGCGUCGGAGAAAGAACCGUUAAAGAAUGACACAAAUAGGAAAACGAUUAACAGGAGUAACAGGCCUUCAGUGACUCUGGUGGACACACGGGAUUCUAAACCCCAGCCUGUUGACUCCUGGGUCUAAUUUUGCAUGCACGGGCUAAGAUCCAGCCGCUUGUUUUACAAUUCUUGUUGUCAUUGUUUUCCUCGACUAAAAGAAGACUCAACUCACACACAUACCCACACACAC
This is a messenger RNA of Python bivittatus (Burmese python), 3150 nucleotides long. The record is from RefSeq and is a predicted model, not a curated record. NCBI's taxonomy places the organism in Eukaryota, Metazoa, Chordata, Lepidosauria, Squamata, Pythonidae.